AUGAAGUUGUAUGUCACGAACGAGCGAGCAGUCUUUGUCUCAACGCAUCAUGUCUAUUCUAUCGAAAUAAUUAUACUGGCAUUUGCAUUAAUAACUUCGGCUGAAGAGAGCAAAUGCACCGAGAAAGACGUAAACAACCAAACGAAAAGGGAGGAUUCAACAUUAGAACACGAGAUCGAUAGCAAGGACGAACUUUCGUUAGGAAAAGAUGAUGAUUUGAAAGAGAAACAACAGGAAAGAAACGAGCUUGCAGCCAAUGAAGAAAAUAUGCUUAAGCACUUGGAGACCAUAUCAGAAUUCGAAGGGCAUCAAGAUAAUGAACAAUUUGCAAAGGAGGUAAAUAGGAAUCAAGGGCAACAGCUCCAGGAUGAAGAAAACACAACAGGACAAAACACCGGGAAAGAAAAACAAUUGAACGUCGACAUAAAGCAGACACAGGGUGAAGCCGAAGAAUCAGAACUGCAAUAUGACGUAAAAGAAAUGGAUGAAAAUGGAAAUGACAGAGAACCCAAAGAGAAGAAACAUACAAAUCCAGGUGAAGCUACACUGGAACAGAAGCACAAGUUGAAUUCUGUGGAACAACAUUCAGAUCAACAAACAGCUCAAAAUCAUGGGUCAGAAUUCCGUCAACAUGGCCAUCUGGAGCAGCCGUUGGAAGGAUACAGAGUUACAGAGACAGGACAGGAUGAAGGACAUCAACUUAUACGUGAGAAUAAUUUUAACUAUCUGUUUAACUACCAUGGAGGCCACAAUUUACAACACAGUCCCAACAUCUUCGAAGACACUUCACUGCAUAAGAACCAUGAUGUCCAGACACUUACGCUGACUGACGAAGUUUCACUCCAACACCAUUUCCCAGUUUACAUUCCAGGCGAGAAACAUGUACCACAACCCACUGAGAAAACCGUUUCUUUUCCAGCCAAACAAUUUGUAUCCCAUCCAGCCGGUCUCCAUUACGCAGUCCAUAAGCCUGUACCUUACCCCCUGAAUGUCCCUGUACAGAGACCUUACUUUGUUCCGGAAGUUCCAUUUGCCGUUCACGUGAGAGUUCCUGUCCCACAGUCGUACACGGUUCAUGACCCGAAGCCGUAUACUGUUCUUGUAGAGAAGAAAGUGGCUGCACGUUACCCGGUACGCGUACAAGUGCCUGUCUCUCAACCAUACCCUGUGAAGGUGAAUGUACCUGUCAAGGCGUCUGCUAACAGGCCUGUCUCUGCGCCAGUGGAGGAGCCAUAUCCUGUCACUGUGCAAAAGGAAGCUGUCCAGAAGAAGUUCCCUUAUCCCGUCCAGGUGCAUGUGAAGAGCCCAUAUCCUGUGCCAGCAGAAAAGUCCUAUCCAGCCAAAAUAGGGAAGGGAAUCCCCUACACUGGAGAGAAGAAACUAAACUACACAGCUGAGAAGAACGCGUUCUACCCCGUGAAAGUCUCCGUGGACAAGCCGAUUCCUGUGGCUGCAGAGAGGCCAUAUCCCGUGCCCGCAGAAGGGCCGUACCCGGUCAAGGUUCCUGCUGUGAAGCACGUAUUCUAUCCUGUGGAGAAGGCUGUACUCCAUCCCAUUGAAAUAACGGUACCAUCAUCACUAGAGAAGGCAAAGGGAAGCAAAGAGGAAGGAGGGACACUAGAGGACAGUUUUGGAGUAGGAUAUCAAGGAUAAAGCGACAUCAAGAUACAAUUUAUUGAUUCCCAGAAAGUACCUGAGCUGUUUACAUGUCUCUGAUUUGUCUCAGAUCACUGUAUUAAGAUUGUACGUUGCUAUUACUGACGAAUGUGAACGGUGAAAAUUAUUCUUACUAUCUCAUGUAUAAAUGCUUCACAGUCAGUCUGGCGGGGUAAUUAUACGUAGGGGCAAAGCCUAGUGUUUUCGCCCUCAGAAUUAUCUGACGUAUGCAGUUAAUAUUCAAGAAGUGAAAGUAAGAACUGUGUACAGAUGUGGUACGCAGGAUUACCGAUGUAGUUUUCCAGGACCCGAGCUUAACCAUUAGUCGAGUUUCUGAAGUAGAAACAUUUAUUUUCGAAACGGGAGAAAAGGUAAUUUUUUAGACUGUGAUUUCAGUUUUACGAUAAUUUACGAUACGAUAUUUGUGUUUGGUAAUAUAAAUUUUUGGUCAUAUUUUUCACUGUUAUAGUAUAUUUAAAUUGGGGGGGAUGUUAAUGUUGAUAUUUAUUUUUUUCAGUGUUUUUAUUGUUUUAUUUGCUGUAGCGAAGGAAAUACAUUCGCAGUCCACGGAAAUAAUGAUUUGGAAUUACUGGCGCUCUCCGAACUACGCAGGCGUCGACUUGCGCAGAUUCGUCCUUACAAAAAUUUUCCAGUAGGUAGCGAACAGAAUAAAACAAAAUGUAAAUAAAUUGUUGUUGUUCCAAAUAUUAGUUUUCUAUGUUUCUAACGAUGAGCCGGGGUAGCGUACUCGGUAUACCGACUGGCUACAUGUUGGGCAACCGAGGGUUCGGAGUUCGAGUC
Molecule: messenger RNA, 2457 nt
Organism: Cryptotermes secundus
Lineage: Eukaryota; Metazoa; Arthropoda; Insecta; Blattodea; Kalotermitidae
Exons: 3
Coding region: 1-1653 (550 amino acids)
Source: RefSeq, a predicted model, not a curated record